Molecule: messenger RNA, 1638 nt
Organism: Gossypium arboreum
Lineage: Eukaryota; Viridiplantae; Streptophyta; Magnoliopsida; Malvales; Malvaceae
Product: protein trichome birefringence-like 4
Exons: 5
Coding region: 35-1489 (484 amino acids)
Cellular component (GO): Golgi apparatus
Molecular function (GO): O-acetyltransferase activity
Source: RefSeq, a predicted model, not a curated record
AAAAAGAAGAAAAAAAACUACUAUUCCCUCCACAAUGUGCCAAAACAUCCUCUAUUUUUCUUGUAAAAAAAAAAAAAACCUACCGUUUCCCCCAUUAAUGGCAUCUUUCAAGACCAUGAUCUCCAUUUUGAUGCAAUUCUCAAUAACCGCCCCAUGUCUUCUAUGGCGAUCAAGAACCCAUAUUUUUUACAUGUUCUUGCUCCUUCUUUCCCUCUUCUUCCUUUCAACGUCUUUCAACCAGCGUUCCCCGAACGCGUUAGCCUUGGCAUUAGCAACUCGUCUUCGAUUUGCCGCCGACUACAUCGCCUCCUUCACCUCCGUUUCUUCUUCCAACACCUGCAUUGUCUCCGACGUUCGGAGCAACUGCACUCUUUCUUCUGUCACCGCAGUUGAAAGAACUCCUGGGAAUUCUCUCGAAGACGGGAACGAUGUGAUUAAAGACCUUAGUUCUUGCGACAUUUUUAAUGGCAACUGGGUCUUGGAUGAUUCUCGCCCUGCUUACAUACCAGGGUCUUGCCCCUACGUUGAUGAUUCUUUCAACUGCUUCAAGAACGGCCGGGUCGAUUUCAGUUACGUUAGAUACCGAUGGAAGCCUUUUGAUUGUCAAAUUCCAAGGUUUAAUGGGAGGAAAAUGCUGGAAAUGUUGAGAGGGAAGAGGCUGGUUUUCGUGGGAGACUCUUUGAAUAGGAACAUGUGGGAAUCACUGGUGUGUUCAUUGAGAGAAUCAUUGAAAGAUAAGAGACGUCUCUUUGAAGUUUCCAGCAGGAAUGAGUACAGGACUCAAGGUUUCUUUUCUCUCAGAUUCCAAGAUUACCAGUGCACAAUAGACUUCAUCAAAUCACCAUUCCUAGUCCAAGAAUGGAAAAUCUCUGAUAAAAGUGAGAUUAGGAGGGAGACACUGAGGCUUGACAUGAUUCAGGGUUCUAAGUACAGUAAUGCCGAUAUAAUUGUCUUCAACACUGGCCAUUGGUGGACUCACCAAAAAACUGGCAAAGGCAAAAAUUACUUCCAGGAAGGCAGCCAUGUCUAUGACAGAAUGGAAGUAAAAGAAGCAUUCACAAAGGCAUUGAAAACAUGGGCACAAUGGGUUGAUUCCAACAUUGAUAGAAAGCACACCAGGGUCUUCUUUGCAGGAUACUCUUCUUCUCAUUUCAGGAAAGGGCAGUGGGAUACAGGUGGGAACUGUCAUGGUGAAACAGAGCCUAUAUCAAAUGAGACCAGCUUAGCCCCAUAUCCAUGGAUGAUGAGCAUCCUGGAAUCAGUAAUAUCAGAAAUGAAAACACCAGUAUUUUAUCUUAACAUCACCAAGAUGACAGCUUACAGAAAAGAUGGGCAUCCAUCGAUUUAUCGACCAUUAGAGAUCCCGAGGACCCCCGGCAUGUUCCAGGAUUGCAGCCAUUGGUGCCUCCCAGGUGUUCCAGACUUCUGGAAUGAACUUCUCUAUGCCGCCUUGCUAAUAUCGGGCCAUGACUUACCAAAUAAUGAUUAACAUCAUUUCCUUUUUAGUUCUGUCUCAAGUUCUAAUGUUAGUUCCCUCCCCUCCCCCCCCCCUUUUCUGUGUGUAUAUCAAAUGUCUGAUAAAAACCAGUGUCAAAACCAUUGAAGUAAAUGUUUUGUAAUGAAAUUGCAUUGAAAGAA